GCUAAAGAAGCUUCAGAGAUGUGCCAGAAAGAAAAGGAUAACUCUUUCUUUGCAAAGCAGCUUUCAAAAUCCAUUGGAGCAACCAGAGCUCAUCUUCAGGGACAACUUCAAAAUAAAGAGGCUGAGAGUGACAGAAUGUUAGCUCAGAUACUUAGGUUUGAGAGGACAAUAAUUGACCAGAAGUUGCAGAUUGAGCACCUUGAGUCACAGUUAUCGACUGUGAAGGAAAAGGUUAAAGAGGAUAAAACUGUUUUAAAGAAGGCAUCACAAACUCAAAAAAGAAGAGCAGAGAGAUUCGAAGCUGCCAUGGGAAACCUUAAUUCUCAAAUGAAAAACAAGGAAAUGAAGUUAUUGGAAGCACACAAAACCCUUGAUACCUGGAACAAACAGUACAGUGCAGUUGCUGAGGACAAAGCCCAAUUAGAAACUGAAAUCAUUUCACUUUCCAGGAGGGUGGAUGCCCUAAAGGAGCAGCUUAAGAAAACCACAGAAAGGGCCAAAUUUACUAGCCGUGAACUUAUGGACAAACUUCACACCAUCAGUUCAGAAAAUGCCAGUCUCCAAAUGGAAAAUGCACAAUUAAAGGCUUCAUUGGCAACUUUACGGGAAAGAGCAACUAUAACAGCAGCAGAACUGCAGCAGCUCCGAGCCAAAGCCAAGCAGCAAGAGGAAGUUGUCCUGCAAUACGAAACUCAGGUCCAGUUUUUACGGACAUCGGCUGAUGAAUUGAAGGCUGAUCUUGGAAAGGCUGCAGUAGGAAACAGACAGAUAAAAAAUACAGGAGAUGCAGAAAAACAGAAAGUGAACGAUGAAAUGGAACCUCGCCUGAAGGAGCUGAGAGCCUUUCCCGAGCUGCUGAAAGCGGCUGAACAAAGGCUGCAUGAGUGUGAGGAAAAGCUCCUGUGUCGCAAGAGAAGGUUCUUUGAUUUAUCCAAAACACUGACUGAGCUGCAGAUGAAGGCCAGUGACCAGCGUUACAGGGCGAAAUCCCCUUCGGAAAAGUUGGAGUCCUUGAGGGAAGAGAAGCGCACAUUACAGCAGGCUCUGGAUGUUCUUUCUUGGAAGCUGAGGGAGGUUGAUAUACAAAACCAAGAGCUGACCGAGAUGAUGGCAAAACAGGAAGAAGCAGUUUUACUCAGCAACUGCCAACUGGAGGAGAGAUCGAAGGAAUCCGCAGCAUUGAGUCAGCAGUUGGAAGCUGCACUACAUGAUGUCAGUAAAAAGGUUGGGGAGGUGAAGGACCAGGCCAUGGCUAGAGAACGGGCAUUUCAGAACAGGAUACUUGGACUGGAAUCAGAGUUAAAUAGAGAGACAAAGGACCUGAAACAGCUUCAACAGAACAAGGACCGUGCUGAUAUAAACUAUAAGAUGCGACAGCAAGAGUUGAAGCUCAGCCUCGAACAAUCUGAGAAUCAGAAUCGGAGCAUCCAGAACUACAUCCAGUUUCUCAAAGCGUCCUACACAACAAUGUUUGGAGACAGUGUACCAACAGAACUUCACACUGAGCCAGUGUUUGACAAUGUUCCCACGACUCUGCCCUCAACAUGUUGAUCCAUUUGCCACGACCAAUUGCAAGACAAUCUUUCCAGGUUUGAUGUGUCAAAAAUGAAGUUCAUUGAAGAUCGUGGAAAUUGCUUAAUGACUGACGCAUAAUGUGAACAUUGUGCUGCUGUCAUCAAUGUUUAGAAUGAAUAUCUUGAAUAAUGCCUUUUUAAUCAUUUGAAACUGAUUCCAUUUAUUUAACUUAAGUCACUUUAUUGGAUACCCAUAAUGAGUUUUUGUUUCUUCAUAACAUGUUCAAACAUUAUUUUUAUUUGUUUUCCACAUGAAAACAAAUUAAGCGCCUGUGCUAUCCACUGAGAUACAGAGUUCUGUAAAUAACUCUUACCUCAUGCUUUUAAAUUUCAUUUGUUGAAAUAAACCUGUGCAUUAUUUAAAGGUUAAAAAUUAUUUUUG
Messenger RNA from Pristis pectinata (smalltooth sawfish), 1956 nucleotides. Its product is annotated as outer dense fiber protein 2-like. NCBI's taxonomy places the organism in Eukaryota, Metazoa, Chordata, Chondrichthyes, Rhinopristiformes, Pristidae. Gene Ontology annotation, biological process: negative regulation of cilium assembly. The record is from RefSeq and is a predicted model, not a curated record. The transcript is spliced from 12 exons. The coding region runs from base 19 to 1551 and encodes 510 amino acids. Gene Ontology annotation, cellular component: ciliary basal body; centrosome.